AGUUCAAAAACUAAACAAGUCGAGUAGCAUCACGGAGACGAAGGAGUGAAAAGAGAGAUAAGACAGCGGGGAACUUUACGGACUUUUCUCUGUAUUCUUUCUGGAUAUGCACAUGACAUGUUGAGCAGAAAGGGCUCCAACGCGGGGAUGAUGGCCGUGGCACCAUCCGGAGUGGACCGGACCAGGGUCGGUGAGCGGCUGCACGCUGCUUUGGCCGGGCUACAGGAGCUUCAUCUUCUCAGGGACAGGCAGAGCGAGAUGGUUAGCUGGGCCCUGCGAGUGGACCGGGAGGAACCGGUCACCUCGGUGCAGCACAGCCCGGAGGACCCGCGGCUCCUGGGGGCCGAGGAGCAGCGGCUGGAGGCGACACUCACUGCGCUCAAACAGCAACUGUCUCGCCUUCGAAAGCAGGAUGUAGGGCUGAAGACUCACUUGCAGCAGCUGGACCAGCAGAUAAAUGAGCUCAAGUUGGAUGUGAACAAAGUGUCCACAGAUCAACAAGAAACAGACAGCCGCCCAAGUUCAGGUUUUUAUGAACUCAGCGAUGGCGGCUCCGGAUCUCUUUCCAACUCAUGCACAUCGGUGUACAGUGCGUGUAUGUCAUCUCCGCAAACAACCUUACCAACAAGCCCUCUGAAUAAUCACAACGAACCACAAAACCAGGCGGAGGUGUCUCGUAGACGCUCAGCAGAUGAGAGCACCACCCAAACCACUGCACCAAGAGUGAAAGGCGGGCUACACUUAGGCAGCAGUCGAAUCCGUGCCAGUACUGAAAAGGCUCGCCCAAGACCAGUGUCAACAGGUGAUCUGGAUAGGAUGAUGGGGCAAAUGCACAACUACAACAAGCCAGUGGAUACAAGCAAGCCUAUCGCAAGCCAAAACGUUCAAGCAGCUCAAAUGGACUCAAAGUUUCAUAGCAAUCUCGUGUCACGUACUGGAGCAGAAAUAUAUCAAUAUCCAAGUCCCCUACAUGCAGUUGCCCUACAGAGUCCAAUCUUUUCCCCAAACAGCGAAACCUCCAAUAAUGGACUUUUGGAAGGACCCCCUGUAAAUGCGAGCAACUCACUCCAAAGACCAACCAAUUAUGACACUAAAACAUUGGGUUACAUUGACAAAAUCCUUCAGCGUAGCUUCAGUAAACUCAGCUUUGAAUCUGGCUCGGACACUCUCUCAUCCCAACACUCACACAGGAAGCAGUCAGACGCUGUAACAGUAUUUCCUGAGGUCUCCCAGAAAGAGGUGUCAUCCCUACCACCACUCCCCCCACAUCCACCCCCGGUCCUGGCAGCACCAAAGACCACAAACGUUGUCCCAGCACAGGCUAACGACCAAAAGAGGCUCUACCCUAGUCAGGAGGCAGCUGAUAACACAAACCAGUACAAACAGUUGCUAAGAACCCACGAGGUCUCACACUGCCUGUCUUUCCCAGCUGACACCCGCGAGUACAGCUCCGAUGAAGUCACCACCUCUACCCUUAAAAAAGCCAACAAACUUCCAAUGCAGUACUCAAGUUUGUCAAGAAGCCAUUCGGAUUAUAGAAGUAGUGAUAACACAGAACCAAGACAUGACAGGAAAGGGCACAAGCAAAGAUCAGUUAUGUCCCAAAGUUCUAGCACAGAAGAGGGGCACAGUUUUGAAGCCCCCCAUAGCACCUCUCCACAAUUUGUCCAUGCACAAUUCGUCCCAGCUGGCUCCCAAAGAGUUAAAGUGCGACAAGCAGAUCGUAAAAGCAAAAAUGUAAAGCUUAAGAAGAAGAAUGUGGAGAAGCCAAGAAAGCAACAGCAAGGUUACUCCUCUGGUGAGAAGUCAAAGGAUUCAAGUAGCGGCAAAUCUGAUCAUAAGAAGUCUUCAAAGGGUAAAGUUCUGCAAAAGUCGCACGCUUAUUUAUCAGAUGAGCAUAGGCGAGGAUCAGGGUCAGACUCCAGUCACUGUAGCCCAGGAUUUAUGUACACACAAAAAAUCCAAGCUAAACCUCCAGUGACUGCAGCUGUCAGCAAAUCUACCAAAACCCAUCGCAAACCCCAAAAUAUGGAGUACGAGGUUGAUCAGAGAAAGAAGCGACAGGCAGACAGACAAGUUGACGCAUACCAGGCACAAAUGUCUUAUCGCCAGAGGUCAAGAGAAGCCACGGCCCCAAAUAUGCACAUGGUUAGGAGUGUGAGUUCGAGGACAGGACAGUGGAUGCAACAGCCCCAACGGCAUUUCCCAACUUCUAUGUCUGUGAAUUCUUUCCACCAAAAUCUCAAUGCUAGAUACCCCGCUGCACCGUACCACGUGACAAGCAGAUACCCGCCCCGUUGUGAGUCCGAAUAUUCCGCAGAGUGUGCAUCUCUUUUCCAUUCAACAAUUGCAGCUAGCAGUGAUGGGGAAAUGAGUGACCAUACAACGAAUAGAUUUGGAGAUAGUGAGUCUAGUCAAAGCUACCAGUCAUUUUCAGACUCGGAUAGCAGUUUGUCUUACGAUGAGGAAGAUGAGUUCCUGGAUGAAGAUGGAAGUUUGGUUUGGGCCAAUGCUGCUAUGGGACCUACAACUGCAGGGCGCCCAAUACAGCAACAGCAACAGCAACAGCAACAGCAACCCCCACCCCGAUCCGCUCCUUCCACUUGCCGAAUUAAGGCGUCCCGAGCCUUAAAGAAAAAGAUACGAAGAUUUCAGCCGGCCUCUCUAAAGGUCAUGACCUUGGUGUAAAGCCAAAAAUGCACUGUAAUGGGAGAGACUUCAGAAAGGACACUUCAAAUCAUACUUUAAGGACUAAACCAGGGGUCAGAACUAAUCCAAGACAACAACAGAACCACACCAUCUCUACAUCAGGACUAUACUGGGCUAAAAUCAGGACAAAAUAUUUCUAAUUGUACAUGUCGUUCUAUUUUAAUAAGAACUGAGACACAUAUAGGACAGACUUCAUUAAAGAAUAACCUGUUUGUUCAAAAUGCCUCAAAUAAUCUGAUCAUGCACUAUUCUGAAUAUGUUAAUAGGGUCUAAAUUGAAACAGCACACUGUAUAGUAAUAACAUUUAUAUCAUAAUUAUUGUAAUGUGUAAAUAUGUAUGAUCUCUUUUGGUUGCAUUUGUUUUCAAUUUGUCAAAUAUUAUCAGUACUUUUGUGUAAUCCAAUCUUUUUUAUUGCAAAGUGUUUAUCUUUAUUACGCAUUUGCUUUGAUUUUAACUUUGUGCUGCAAAAUAAACAGGUUUAAUAUACAUAAAAUUGCCUUAUUGUCUAUCUGUACCCAUAUGUUGGUAGGAAAGCUAAUUAAACUCGCUAUUAUCUUGGGUCGAUCUAUGGAAUUAGUAGCUAAAUUGCAGUGCACUCCAGGGACCUGCUUUGAAAACCCCCCACUUUGCUGAAAAUGUCUGACUGAGGGAAAACAGUUUGGCUCAAAUAGCUUUUAACAGCUCCUUAUCUAGUUUCCUGAGUUGUUAGUUACUUUUUCAAUUAUCAACCCAGACAGUAAUGUUUAAUUAGAGGGAGAAGCUUAUCAG
Molecule: messenger RNA, 3478 nt
Organism: Periophthalmus magnuspinnatus
Lineage: Eukaryota; Metazoa; Chordata; Actinopteri; Gobiiformes; Gobiidae
Gene: dact2
Product: dishevelled-binding antagonist of beta-catenin 2
Exons: 4
Coding region: 118-2688 (856 amino acids)
Biological process (GO): negative regulation of nodal signaling pathway
Cellular component (GO): cytoplasm
Source: RefSeq, a predicted model, not a curated record